Physella acuta is the source of this 3296-nucleotide messenger RNA. Its product is annotated as lipopolysaccharide-induced tumor necrosis factor-alpha factor homolog. Lineage: Eukaryota; Metazoa; Mollusca; Gastropoda; Physidae. The record is from RefSeq and is a predicted model, not a curated record. Gene Ontology annotation, molecular function: zinc ion binding.
CUUAGUACUACUAUCAAAUCAAAUUAAAUAUCAAAGUUACAGUGUGUAAAACUAAAAUCAGCCGAGGCUAGAACUAGAUCUAGAAUCUAGAUCACAUCUAGAUUUCUAGAUCUGAAAACUUGAAAAAUCUCUGGUGAAUCAGGAAAUGUCUUCAGCAAGUCCCCCACCGCCCUACCCUGGCUAUCCUGCAGGAGGUAACCCUGGCCAGCCCACCCCACCUUAUCCUGGGAAUUCAGGAGGUGUCCCCAACCAGUUCAUCCCACCAAAUGUUCCAUACAAUGCCCCCUAUCCUCCUACAGAUAAACCAUCUCAAGGUUUCCCAACAGCUCCAGGUUAUCAACAAGGAUAUCCUGCACCACAGCCAUAUCCACCAGUGAAUGCACAGGGGCAACAAUAUUAUGCUUGGCAAGGGUACAGCCAACCAGGCCAACCUGUUGGCAUGUACGCCCAACCCUACAGUACGUCAGCCAACUACACCCAUGGCACGACGGUGGUGGUGGCCCAGCCUGCCAUAACUGUCAUCCAGACGUUUCGCGACAUGCCCGUGCACACCAACUGCCCCCACUGUCGUGCUGAGAUUAUGACAGGUACCCACUAUGAGGUCGGCACCUUCACAUGGGUCAUAUGCUGUAUAAUGUGGCUGCUUGGGUGUGGCAUGGGCUGUUGUCUGAUCCCUUUUUGUGUGGACAGCUGCAAAGAUGUGAUUCACACCUGUCCCAACUGUCAGCAGCAGAUUGCCAGGUACAGCCGAAUAUAAACCAUGAGGCUGCCAGAUUGGCUUGGUUUUUCCCUCAACCAGUCCUACAGUUUUGGGAGUUUUAAAUUAUACAUCAGAUUGGGUCUAGAUUAUUUUUAAAAUAAAAAAAAUAUUUAUUUUAUCUUGUUUAAAGAAAAUGUAACUCAAAACAAAUGUAUAAACUGUUAUUAUUUAUGAAACCAAGAGCACAUAUCAAGAUCAAAUAUUUUAACAUGUUUUGUCUAUGUCCAAAAUCAAAUUAUUUUACAUAUAAAAUUGUACUUUUACUAUAAAUUUAGGAAGAAUUUCCAGUAAACCAUUACCAGUUUUAAAGUUUGCUGCUAAAUAAUUUAGCACUUCUUAAAUCAAUUUAUGUUGUAGUUUUUUUAAUGUACAGCAUAAUCCUAGAAUAAAUAAUGUUGGCUGUUUAAGAGGUUUUAUGACAUGAUAUAAUAGAAAUAUAUUUUCUAUCUACAUGAAAUAUUAAACAUUAUUUAUUUAGAAAUAUGCUACCAUUCUUUCAAGCUUUUGGACUUAAGAUCUCAUCCCAUUUUAUUUAGUAAAUAAUGUGUUUUCCACUUUAGGAGGUUUAAUAUCACAGUGUAGUUAACUUAUACUUUAUUUAUAUGUAAUAUCUUCAAUUUCAUUCUGCAUUCACUUCAAUCAUUUUAUUUUUGUUUUGGGCAAGUUAACUUGAAAAAUUGGAAUGGAAUGUUUUAAUAUAUCUGUUGAAUCAGAAAGGAAACACAUUUUUAAAAAAAUCUAUUGUGUGUGUAUGAUUUAGGUGAUCAUACUGUAAUGUAGAAGCAUGUGUUAAUUAUAAAUUUCAAUACAAAAUAAAAAAAUUGACUACAGUGAUUAUAGAAUGAUUAUUAUGCUAUUAUUUCUAGCAUUCCCUUUAUAUGUUAGACAUUUGUCUAAGUAAACAGCAGUUUGCUUGACACAUCACAUAGCCUUUGUUUACUAAUACACAAGUUUUGGUUUGGUUUAUUUAACCCUUCAUCUCAUAUAAUAACACCGAACGGCAUCAGAAUUAUGUGAUUUUUCCAUCUGAGCCGGAACCCGAUAUUUGUUUACAUUGUCUGUUUCUCAAUACUCACUUCUGUUGUGCUGCUAUAGGUUGUCCCUUGCACAGCUCCUUGUCAUUGUCUUACUGCAGUUUCAUGGUCCUAGCAAAAACAUAUACUUGCAGUGUUUUGAUUGCAUGCGCUGGCUAACUAGUAGUGUAUAGGAUAACAUUGACUGCGGAAUCCUUGAAUCAAAAGGCAAUUCUGAUAAUGCUUAAAUUCAAAUUUUGUUACUGCACUAAGAAAAAAACAACUUUAAUGUUUAUUAAUGUAGUUUCUAUACAAUUAUUUACAAAUGAUAUAAAACUUUAGUUAUUUUUAUCAGAAAUAAUUUAUAAAACUGGUCUAUUAAUAUUUUAAGACUGGAAGAAAAAUGUGUUAACUUAUCAAUAUUUGACACAAUGGAAGGUACAGACUUGAACUUAUGAUAUGGUUCAAUGUAGCUUUGUCUGGCUAUCAAAAUUCUCAGUUCUUUUGGUAACCUCAGUCAUUAAAUUAUUUAAUACAGGUGUCUUAAUACAUAAUAUUGUACAAAAGACAGAAUCUCAUGAGUUUUAUUUGCUCACUUGAUGAUUAGGUUCAAGGUUUUUAAACCCUGGUAUAUUAAUAGUAACAAUUCAGGUCUCAGAAGUUAAAAUAAAUAAGAUAUUCUUUAUCAAAAUAUGUCUAGUCUUUUAAGCAGUCUGUGAUGUUUAGAUAGCUUUAUUGGUAAAUAUCCGGUUGUUGCCACUGUGUAAUAUUUAAGCUAUUGUUGACGUAUUGUUCUAGAAAGCUCCUACAAGCUAAAAUUAUUUUUUUUACAAAAUUCCAAAAUUUUAAAUGGCAUUUUUAAACAAAUUUUAUUUCACAGUAAAAAAGAAAUUCCAACUACGUUGUUCAAAUUAUGUUUUUGAAUGUUGUUCAAGAGAUUAUAAAUAUUUUAUGUUGUUGAGUUUUUAAAUUUUUUAUUGGUAAAUAUGUUUUUUUAUACAGCUUUUCUAUCAGUAGUAUUUAUGCUGUGUGAUUUAUUUUCAAUUCUGAAGUUCGGUUUAUUGUGUCAUCUUAUUUAAGGAAUGUUUAUCUACAUAUUUAAUUUUAUAUACUAACAUUUAGCACAUAUAAUUAAUUUUAACAUUUUAAAAAUAAUUCCUGUGAUACACUUAGGGGUACUUGAAGUUUAUAUAUACAUUUGUUUUUACGAAACAAAAUGUUGCUUUUUAAAAAUACGACUGAUUUUUGGUAUAUUUAAUUUAUUUAUUUAACUUAAUAAGUAUAUUUGAUAAACUUUUGUCAUAUUUUAUUUUUUUAAUAUGAUAUAUAAUGGCCAGUACAAUUUGAUACCUUAAAAUUUUUUUAUUUAAAAUAUUUAUGAAAAAGAUUAUGAAAAUGUUAUGCAACAGUGGCACAAAGGUGUGUUGCUUUUGAAACUAUUGCAGAUAGUUUUAACCUGAAGAUGUGAUUUUCACUUGUUACUCUGACUCACACUAAAUAUAUGUUAAUAUAGUUGUCCACAA